This is a messenger RNA of Acaulospora colombiana, 354 nucleotides long. NCBI's taxonomy places the organism in Eukaryota, Fungi, Glomeromycota, Glomeromycetes, Diversisporales, Acaulosporaceae. The record is from the annotation of a GenBank genome assembly.
AUGGCUUAUUUCUCCUACGAUUAUCAUUCCUUCCUCGGACUUCUGGCAAUACCGGCCAAAGAAAUGUCAAAAACGCCGAGACCACCGAUGGAUCUUCUCCACUUACAUGAACAAUUCUGGGGAAAGUCUCUGGAUCCAUCACUCACCACCAUACCAACAAACGAGAGCAUGAUUGCCGACAGUGCUGAUCUCUGUGAAACUCAAUUUGACGACCAACUAAGUGACUGUAUCCUUUCGGAAGAACCCUUUAUUAUGGACAUGAAGCCACAAUUUUUCGUCCGUGCUGACUAUGUUCGUCUAUUCAAUGAAGUUCAAACCAAACAUCGGCUCUAUCAUGAAACAGGCUGUGUUAUU